This is a messenger RNA of Xylona heveae TC161, 2396 nucleotides long. RefSeq lists its product as hypothetical. NCBI's taxonomy places the organism in Eukaryota, Fungi, Ascomycota, Xylonomycetes, Xylonales, Xylonaceae. The coding region runs from base 384 to 2117 and encodes 577 amino acids. The transcript is spliced from 6 exons. The record is from RefSeq and is a predicted model, not a curated record.
UGCCGAUGCCGCAACGACCGUAGUUAUGAGUGUCUAUAGGGUUUCAUUAGAUAUUUCCAGAGCUAGCAGCAUUCGGAAAUCAUUUUCUACAAUAUUCUUCUACAAAUUGUUUUACUAUAACUUCUCAUGUACAAGGCCGAGUCAUCUCCGGUCGUCCGAAGCAAAUGGAUGCAUGAAGCUUAAGCACAGUAGAGCCCUGACAUGACGCCGCCUCGGGCGUUGGUUCCGCAGCUCCGCUAGUUAAAGCAAGUCGAGCUAAAUCAUCCUUAUCGGCCAAUCUCCCCCUCUAACCCGCAUGCCCGCAGUACAAAAAGUAUUCCCCACGGCGGAAAAAUUUUGGAACAGAACACUUCACUUGUCAUGAGUUAUUGCUCCUCAUAAAUAUGGGCGAGGCGUAUGGAUUUCGACUUCAGCCUAUUCUCGAUGAUCUCGGCAGCGCAUUACUUCUUGUUGCCAAGCUAUCAUGGCAGCGCACGUUGAAGGCAUGGCUGUAUACCCCUAUAGGAGUGGUUCUGAUUAUGCUUGCUUGCUUUGGUGUCAACCAGUUGAUCGGACUUAGCUCCGUGGGAUUCCCUGCAUCUGUGGCCUGCAUGAUUGUCUUGUUCUUUGCCCUCGUGGCCUUGGAUUUUGUUCUGGGUGAAAAGAGAACACGCGCGUUGAUUAAAUUGAUUGAUAUUCCAGCAGGAUGGUCCCUCCGCUUUAUGAGCAUCUUCUUCACUCCUAGUUUCGUUCUUCUACCUCUUUCUCCUUCCAUUAGCGGAAAGGAAAUUGGUCUCAUUGUAGCUGUAUUCCUCAUUGGCUACUUUGUCAUCUUCUCCGCAACCGCAUACCUUGCCCGAGGCCUGCAGCUUCUGCUUGGGACAUCCAAACGCGCCAUGACCGAGCGCGCCGAGGAAAUGGGCCAUGAACUGGACGAGAUCCCCAUAUCCGAACGACAUCGACAAGAAUCCAAAGACUCCCAAACCGCAUCAACCUCGACUCUUGGUCCGCGUCUAGCCAGCACGCAGCCGGAGCAAAGCACUUCACUAAACACCCCCAUCGGCGGCGCGGACGAGCAUGACCCCGAACUGGAAAACCCUCCAGAACCCGCGGCAGAUAUUGCCGCUCCACUACGGGCUCAAGAUCCUAGCACGAUUCGUGGCACCGGUGGACCUCCUGCCCACGACGACAUUCAUACUCGUGAACCGUCCCCACCUCGAGCACAGCCACGCCAGGACCCGCCGCCACUUACACGCGCUCAGCGCUGGGCGACGUUCAUCAACAAGUACCUGGACACGCUGACGUACUUGACCCUAAUGAUCUUCGUGGGAAUCCCAGUAUACUAUGGCGCCGGAUACGCAAUGCCGUUGCAUCUCCCGCUGAACGUGUUGAUGUAUUUCAGCGCCAUGGCCAUUCCUCCAAAAUACAAGCGCUUCCUGCAUCCCGUGCUUGUCAGUUCUGGGUUUACUAUUCUCGGAGUCUGGGUCCUCGCGCUCAUCAAGGGCAAUAGCUUGUUUGAUGGACUGCAUGAUUACUCGACAAAGACAAAGUAUCUCCAGUUGUUUGAUGGCAAGCAUGGCAUCCGUGCACCUGGGGGGGGCGACAUCUUUAGUAGCAUCCUGGAUGUCAGUAUUGUUGCAUUGGCCUUGCCCAUGUUUCAAUAUCGAAAGGAACUUAUGCGACAUUUCAUCUCAAUCACAUUCCCUACACUAUCGCUCGGUGCCGUUUCGCUCUUUCUUUAUCCCCUUGUCAGCCAUGCAGUCGGCAUUGCUCCCACGCGCGCCUUGUCAUUUUCUUCUCGAAGCUUGACUCUCGCCUUGGCCAUGCCCGCUACGGCCAAUCUGGGCGGUGAUCUCAACCUCGAGGCCGUCGUGGCCAUUAUGAGCGGAGUCAUGGGUGCUCUGAUCGGAAACACUCUAUUGAAAUGGCUCCGCAUUCCAGAAGACGACUACGUCACCCGCGGCGUCACGCUGGGCGCCAACUCAUCCGCCAUUGCGACGGCCAUGCUGCUUGUGACUGACCCGCGGGCUGCAGCACUAUCGUGUCUGUCCAUGAGUCUGCUUGGUACGAUGAUGGUCGCGCUGACAUCUGUGCCGCCUUUGGUCAAAAUUGUUGCUGGCUUGGCCGGAGUGAAUUGAGUCGAUUCAAGCCGAGUCAACUCGGUCAAAGAUGAUGAUGGCUGGGGGCUGUUUGAUACGAUCACAUAGUCCGAUACGUUCUUUUACUUUGUGUAUAUAAGUAGGUGAUCUACAAAUUACUCAUGUAUGAUGAAAGGAAAGGGGGGAGGAGAAGAUGUGGGGGAUGGAGGAGCGGUAAUCGCUUCUCCUCCUUGAAUGUCCGUAUAGGUACAUCAAAACGUUUGACAAAGGAGUGGAGAGACAAAAGGUAACAGAGGUGGAGUUGAUGAAUAGAGGAUC